Molecule: messenger RNA, 258 nt
Organism: Prunus armeniaca (apricot)
Lineage: Eukaryota; Viridiplantae; Streptophyta; Magnoliopsida; Rosales; Rosaceae
Source: the annotation of a GenBank genome assembly
AUGCCUCCAAGGAAGAAAGCCAUAAGCAACAACAUGACCUCUCAAGACGGGCCAAGCCAUGGUGACUCGGAAUCAAGGCAACAUGCCUCCUCAAGAGAAGAAGAAUGUGCUAGUGAGGGAGCUUUCACUCUCACAGACCUUGUUGCAGCCAUCCAUGCUAUGGGAGAGACUCAGAAGGAAAUGGCAGAAACAAUCAAGGAGCUGAAAAGUUCAAUUGCUAUGCCAAGUGAAGAAAACGAGAGACACACCAAGCAUUAA